Notothenia coriiceps (black rockcod) is the source of this 931-nucleotide messenger RNA. Its product is annotated as unconventional myosin-XVIIIa-like. The annotation marks the transcript as partial. The record is from RefSeq and is a predicted model, not a curated record. NCBI's taxonomy places the organism in Eukaryota, Metazoa, Chordata, Actinopteri, Perciformes, Nototheniidae. Gene Ontology annotation, cellular component: apical plasma membrane. Gene Ontology annotation, biological process: protein localization to plasma membrane. The transcript has a single exon. Gene Ontology annotation, molecular function: protein-membrane adaptor activity; signaling receptor binding.
GAGCAAUUUGAGAAUGUUUCACCUUAUUAAGAAAGAGAAGGAGAAGGACCUGGGCAAGAAAGAGAAGAAAGAAAAGAAAGAGCGUAUGUCCCAGGCCGAGUUGAAGAGCCUGGAAGAGAUGAGCAUUCGUAGAGGAUUCUUCCACCUCAACCGAGGGAGCACUAAGAGGGACUCCAAGGGCAGACUGGAGAUCUCUAGUCCUAUCCCAAUCAAGGUGGCUACCAACACGGAGCUCAGCCUGACAGACCUGGAGGUGGAGCGCCUUCGCAGCGCCCUGGGGCAGGACAUGGGGCAAAUGAGUCCCUCUGGUGAGGACGUGAAGUUCCAUUAUCUGGACCCUCAGCGCAGCUCUGUAAAAGAGAGAGCUGCGAAGUUUGGUGAACUUAAUUCUUCCGCCCAGAGGCACGUGUCUUUUUCCCAGCAGGAGGCUUCACAUUUGUAUCGGAAAAACUGGAGAAGAGCUUCUUUCAAGUACCGCUCCAAGCCAAACUUCCGUAAGGUCCACAUUCCUGAGAUGGUGGAGAAGACCUUCCCCGGUGCUGACCUACAGUUGCCCAUGCUUGUUGCUGCACCAAUACCAGAUCCAAGAGAGCUGGAGAUACAGCGGCGCAACACUGGGGAUUUUGGAUUCUCUUUGCGGAGAACCACCAUGCUAGAGAGGCAGCCUGACGGAGGGGUGUGUCGGCGCGUGGUGCACUUUGCCGAACCAGGUGCCGGGACAAAGGACCGGGCUCUAGGUCUGGUUCCAGGAGACAGGCUUGUGGAAAUAAAUGGGAUCAAUGUGGAGAACAAGAGCAGGGAUGAGAUUGUGGAGAUGAUCCGUCACUCCGGAGAGUCGGUCCGGCUCAAGGUUCAGCCCAUUUUGGAGCUGAGUGAGUUGAACCGCAGCUGGCUGAGGACCACUGAAGGCCUUCACAAAGAUCUUCCAGAG